CUCGUUCCGUAUUAAGUUCAAAUCAUGUGCAAAUUUGUGAUUAAGUGCAUUUGAAAACUAGUGUUAUGAUAUUAUACUCAUAUUUAGUUUUAAAAUACGAGUUUUAAAUCAAACAAUCAAUUUCCGUCAAGUUAUUAAUACCAAGUAUAAAACCAAGAAAACAACAGUUAGAUAAUUUUUAAUAGCAGCUAUGUGGAUUAAAUCGGCAUUAUGCCGCGUAGACCGUGGAUAAUAAGAAGAAUAUUUAGAAUGCCUGUUGCAGAGACCAGUGAUCAAUAUUCCGUAUGGGUUGGAUUGAUAUACAUAUUCAACCUCAUUGUGGGGACCGGUGCUCUGACUUUGCCAGCAGCCUUUGCAAGAGCAGGAUGGGGACUCAGCACAAUAUCCCUUGUGUUCUUGGCCUUUAUGAGUUUUAUGAACGCUACUUAUGUGGUUGAAACCAUGGCAUGUGCCAACGCUGUGUUCAAAUGGAAAAGAUUGCAAUUUAUUAAGAGAAACAGUGUUCAAGAAAAUGAAUCCGAUGAGGAAGCUACUUCACAAAACUAUGGAGACAUGGAGGAUCCGUUGGUGUGUGGGGACUCGAUACCUUCUCGAUACUAUAGUCUCGACAAUCGGAUAGAAUUAGGAGAAAUGGCCAAUUUAUUCCUCAACAAAACUGGACGCACAAUGUUCUACUGCACACUCUGUGUGUAUUUAUAUGGAGACUUAUCUAUAUAUUCAGCUGCGGUAUCCAAGUCACUUAUGGAUGUGAUAUGUACAACAAUCCCCUCGAAUAUGACGAAUUCGUCGGAUUGGGACGUUCUACCAUGCUUCGUAUCAUCAGGAACAGCUCAGUACACGAGAUUCGAGUGCUAUAGAAUAUCGUUACUGACAUUCUUUGGAGUCAUGGGACCGUUUGUUUUCUUCAAUGUGCAGAAGACCAAGUACUUGCAGCUGUUCACGUCUGGGAUGAGGUGGCUCGCGUUCGCCAUUAUGAUAACGAUGGCGAUCCACCUGCUGGUCGUGGACGGUCCUCAGGGCAGGCCGCCGGCGUUUGACUUCACAGGGAUGCCGACGUUGUUUGGUGCCUGCGUGUAUUCCUUCAUGUGUCACCAUUCACUGCCAGCUCUCAUCAGUCCCAUUCGAGGAAAAAGCCGCCUGAACCUCCAUCUCUCUCUCGACUACGCACUCAUAAGCAUCUUCUAUCUCCUUCUAGCAUUCACAGGAGCAUUCGCUUUUGCCAAUCUAAACGACCUGUACACUCUAAACUUCGUGCCAACAGAUAACGAGAACAUAUUCCUUGAAAUCGUCGAAUACUUCCUCGCCCUUUUCCCAGUUUUCACGCUCUCCACCAGUUUUCCAAUCAUCGCGAUCACGCUCAGGAAUAACCUGCAAAGCUUAUUCCUGGACACCAGUAGAUUAGAUUCGUACAACUUUGUCCUUAGGAAGCUGGUGUUCCCGGUAGUGGCGGUGGUACCACCGUUGCUACUGACCUACUUCUUAGAAGAUAUAAGUAUACUGAUAAAGUUCACCGGCUCUUACGCCGGCACCGGGAUACAAUACUUGAUGCCGACGUUCCUAGUGCUCUCAGCCAGAAGGCAUUGCAGCAAUCUGUUAGGUCUAGGCGUCGUCAAUAAAUACAAAAGUCCUUUCUCGAACGUAGCGUGGGCGGCGUUCGUUCUGAUGUGGUCCUUCAUGUGCAUUAUAUUAGUGUCAGUUAACAUGUUCGAGAGACGAUGACAAUAAAGUAGGAAUAUAUACACUUCAACAAUUAAAAGUAUGGAUAAAUAAAACUCUGUUCGUCGAUUCUAUAUCUAACAAUAAGCUGUGUUUUGCUCAAAAUUUUCUCGUUCAAUUUCUAACGUCAUUUGUUAAUGUGAGAAUGUUAAUAAAUAUGUAACUAAUAUAAAAAAAAAAACUAAACUAAUUUUUAAAUGAUCUCUAAUGAAAUAUAUGAGAAAGUUCCAUUUAUUAUUAUUAUUAUUGUAUCAGUGACCAAAGCUUCUAAAUGUUUUGCUAUUUUUUUUUUUACACUUAAUAUACUAUAUGAAAGAUUAUUGAAUAAGAAUAUAUUUUUAUAUUUGUAACAAAUUUGUGUUUAGCGUCUGUUAUGAAUCUUCUGUAUGAAAAAGCAAUGUUUUUAAUUUUUUUUUAAUUACUUGAUUCUAUGUAAGGGCAACAUUAGAACAAUAAUACAAAUGUAUUUUGAAUAUAGAACUGUUGAUAUUAAUUACCAAGGAGAUUCAAAUAUGAGAUGACUUUUAUUUUUAAAUAUUCAGAGCAGACUUGUUUGUUCAAAUGUAUAAAAUGAUAAAUUUAUAUUUUAAAAUAUUUUUUUUUAUUUUUUUAUUCUGUUAUGCAUGUUUUUAUAUAUACCACAUGUUGUAUACGAGAGUAUAUAACUUUACAAACCUGUUGUUAUGAUCAGUAUCUAUAAAACUGUUAUAUGAAUGCUCCUAAUCUAAUGUACUGUGUCAACGCUUCCAAUGAUUAUCGAGUAAUUGAACUAACUAGUGAUAAAAAACCUAUUGUUAAUGAGCAAAGUAUUUUCAUAAAUAAAUUUUUAUUUAAAAAUUA
Messenger RNA from Danaus plexippus (monarch butterfly), 2556 nucleotides. RefSeq names its product transmembrane protein 104 homolog. The record is from RefSeq and is a predicted model, not a curated record. The coding region runs from base 211 to 1719 and encodes 502 amino acids. The transcript has 6 exons. NCBI's taxonomy places the organism in Eukaryota, Metazoa, Arthropoda, Insecta, Lepidoptera, Nymphalidae.